AACCAAGGUCGGUGCAAGCUCACCCACUGAUGCAACAGCAGUGCAAGUGCGACACGCAGCUCAGGCUGCCUGGUAAACAUCCCUCCCUCUAACAGAACUUGAAGCUUCAACACCACCACCACCAGUCGUUAACCUCGCCAUUCUCACAACCACACCCUCCUCUACUACACCAGUAACUCGAUCACGCAAAUACCUAAACACAACUCCAGCUCCGCCCAAUAUCUACAGACCGUCUGCCCAACAUGACGUCGAUAGGAACGGGCUACGAUCUCGCCAACUCCAUCUUCUCCCCCGACGGCCGCAACUUCCAGGUCGAGUACGCCGUAAAGGCCGUAGAGAACGGCGGCACAUCAGUCGGCAUCCGCUGCAAGGAUGGCGUGGUCCUGGCCGUCGAGAAGGUCGUGACCUCGAAGCUGCUGAAGCCCGGUGCCAACAAGCGGAUCGCCACAGUGGAUAAGCACCUAGGAGUCGUAUACUCAGGCAUGGUCCCCGACGGCAACCACUUCGUCGACCGCGCCCGCGACGAAGCCCGCGCCUGGCGCGAGACGUUCAAAACACCCAUCUCGACAUCGGACCUCGCAAGCCGCAUGGGCGGCUACCUACAAGCCUACACGCUGUACCAAUCCGUGCGACCCUUCGGCAUCACGGCCAUCGUCGGCGGUUUCGACUCGGAGCUCGAGGCGCCCGUGGACGGCGAGGUAGGCUCGGGCCCCAGCGUCGGCCCAGGCGGUAAAAUAGAAGGUUCCCACGGCGGUCCAGGGCUGUACAUGAUCGAGCCGAGCGGGAUGUACUGGGGCUACUACGGCGCGGCGACAGGCAAAGGCCGGCAGGCCGCCAAGGCCGAGCUCGAGAAGCUCAAUCUCUCCGAGGGCAAGCUGGACCUGAAGCAGGCCGUCAAGGAGGCCGCGCGCAUCAUCUACGUCGCGCAGCAGGACAACAAGGACAAGGAGUUCGAGCUCGAGAUGAGCUGGAUCAGCAACGCCGCGGGCCCCACCAAGGGACGGCAUAUGGAGGUUCCCAAGGACCUCCUCGAGGAGGCCGAGCGGUUGGCCAAGAAGGCCAUCUCGGAAGAUGACGAGGAGGAAGAGGAGGAAGGAGGCGAAGAGGACAAGAUGGAAGAAUAGAUCAAAUGGAAAUGAACGAACUACUUGCCCAUUUUUCUGAAAGAAACGAAAUGCAACAACACCAAAUAGAGAGGAACUUGUAUUAAUACAAAUGUCGCAAGCGUUUUUUUUUUUCUCACAACAGCACAGGGAGGGGAGAGGUAGGGAGCAUGAUGAUGCGUAAUAGAUUGAUU
Messenger RNA from Xylaria bambusicola, 1297 nucleotides. Its product is annotated as nucleophile aminohydrolase. Gene Ontology annotation, biological process: ubiquitin-dependent protein catabolic process. Gene Ontology annotation, cellular component: proteasome core complex, alpha-subunit complex; proteasome core complex; nucleus. NCBI's taxonomy places the organism in Eukaryota, Fungi, Ascomycota, Sordariomycetes, Xylariales, Xylariaceae. The coding region runs from base 243 to 1124 and encodes 293 amino acids. The transcript is spliced from 3 exons. The record is from RefSeq and is a predicted model, not a curated record.